Triticum turgidum subsp. durum (durum wheat) is the source of this 1155-nucleotide messenger RNA. The record is from the annotation of a GenBank genome assembly. Lineage: Eukaryota; Viridiplantae; Streptophyta; Magnoliopsida; Poales; Poaceae.
AUGCCAGCAGCACAGCGAGAUUCCCAAGUGCACGUGUGCAUGUGCUCACCAUCCACAAGCACACACACGCUCGCGCACGCACGAGUGGCGGGAGCGGAAGCCAUGCCUCCCCUCCUCCUCCCGGCCUCGCCGUCGCUAUCGCUACACUUCGCCGGUGCCGGUGCCGCUACCGCUGCGUCGUCCUCCCGCCGCGCCAUGGUCGCUGUGGCGUCCGCGGCGUCCAGGAGCUCGUCGUCGUCCUCGUUCGACGCGUCCGCCUUCGAGGCCGAGCGGCUCCGCCUCGACGCCGACGCGCGGGCCUCGAUGGUGACCACCGCCGCGGGAGCGCAGGCGGAGGCGGACCCGAGGGCGUGGAAGUGGAAGAUACGAAAGCGGGUGUGGGACGUGCUCGAGGCCGAGGGCGUCGCGCGCAACCCCCGCCCCGUCCACCACCGCAUCCCCAACUUCGAUGGCGCCGCCGCCGCCGCCGAUUCGUUAGGGAGGUUGGACGUGUUUCAGAAUGCACAAUGCGUGAAGGUCAAUCCGGAUUCGCCGCAGAAGCAAGUUCGAUUCUUAACACUCUCAGGCGAUAAGAAACUUCUGACACCGCAACCACGGCUCAGGACGGGGUUCUUCUCCGUUCUAGAAUCUCAGAUGAUACCCACUGGAUGCAUUCCUGAAGCAUGCACUUCUGUUGGCGCAGUCAAAUAUGGAAGGCCGAUAGAUCUAGAUGAAGUGAUUAAAGUGGAUCUGAUUGUGAUUGGGUCGGUUGCAGUUGAUCCAAGCACGGGAGCACGACUAGGGAAGGGUGAGGGAUUUGCAGAGCUGGAAUAUGGGAUGCUUCGUUAUAUGGGAGCUACAGAUGAUUCGACCAUGGUAGUAACAACUGUACAUGACAAGCAAUUAGUGGAUGACAUUCCAGUUGAAAAGCUGCUAAUUCAUGAUGUACCGGUUGAUAUUAUCUGCACCCCAACUCAGGUCAUCUUAACAAAUACUGCAAUCCCAAAGCCACAAGGGAUUUAUUGGGAAAAACUAUCUCCCGAAAAAUUGGGCCAAAUUCGAAUUUUAAGAGAGCUGAAGAGACGCAUAGAGCAAGAGACAGGAACAAUACUUCCUUGUGGGCCAUCUGAGAAUCUACCCCCAACAGCUCAACGAAGAAAAAGAAGAGGGCGGUAA